Rhodamnia argentea is the source of this 3713-nucleotide messenger RNA. RefSeq names its product pentatricopeptide repeat-containing protein At3g03580. The transcript is spliced from 2 exons. Gene Ontology annotation, molecular function: RNA binding; protein binding; zinc ion binding. Bases 33 to 2705 code for a protein of 890 amino acids. NCBI's taxonomy places the organism in Eukaryota, Viridiplantae, Streptophyta, Magnoliopsida, Myrtales, Myrtaceae. Gene Ontology annotation, biological process: RNA modification. The record is from RefSeq and is a predicted model, not a curated record.
UGCCACCUGAAACGGGUCGAACUCGGGGUCUCAUGUCCUUGUCCACCGCAAGAUGCGGACUCCCCGCCCGAGAAAUUCUGUAUUCUUCCAUCUCGAAUGCCUUGUCUUCAAUCCGAAACUCCGCAGAACUGCACAAAGUGCACGCACUGGUGAUCACCGCGGGGCUCGACCGAUCCGCCUUCCUCACUGGCAAGCUCAUAAGCAAGUACGCACGUUUUCGAGAGCCCACCUCCUCUAUCUCCGUCUUCGACCGUGUUUCACCCACCAACAAUGUCUACCCGUGGAAUUCCAUCAUCAGAGCGCUCGCCCACAACGCCCUUUUCUCGGAAGCCCUUGGCUUCUACUCCAGGAUGCGAGAUGUUGGUGUUCGACCUGAUGCUUAUACGUACCCUUCGGUCAUCAAUGCCUGUGCGGGCUUGGGUGAUGCCGAGAUGGGUAAGGUCGUGCACCAACAUGUUUCGGAAGCGGGGUUUGGCUCGGACCUGUACAUUGGGAAUGCUCUGAUUGACAUGUACGCUAGGCUUGAUGACAUGGGGAAAGCAUGCCACGUGUUCGGGGAAAUGUCUCAGAGGGAUGUUGUGUCUUGGAAUAGUCUGAUAUCAGGGUACAGUUCAAAUCAGUACUGGGAGGAGGCUUUGUGGUAUUAUAGCGAGUUGAAAUUGGAUGGAAUUCUACCGGACUUGUAUACCGUGUCCAGCAUUUUACCUGCUUGUGGAGGUUUGGUAGCGGUGAGAGAGGGUCGAAUACUUCAUGGUUUGGUUGAGAAGAUCGGGGUAGAUGGAGAUAUCAUUGUGAGGAAUGGACUCCUCUCCAUGUACUUCAAGUUUGGCAAUGUCACGGAUGCUCAGAAAGUUUUUGAUGAGAUGGUAUUUAGAGAUAUUGUCAGUUGGAACACCCUGGUCUGUGGGUAUUGUCAACUGAGAUUGUUUGAAGACUCGAUCCAAUUGUUUAGGGACAUGAUCACCACAUGUACACCUGAUUUAUUGACUGUCACCUCUGUCCUCCGUGCUUGUGGACACUUAGGUGACUUAGAAUUAGGAACAUUUGUUCAUGAUUACUCGGAAAGGAAAGGAAUGGAGUUUGAUACUAGGGCUAACAAUAUUCUUCUAGAUAUGUAUGCUAAAGGUGGCAAUCUACUUGCUGCUCGUCAACUAUUUAAUAAGAUGAAAGAUAAGGAUUCUGUAUCAUGGAAUUCCUUGUUAAAUGGUUAUAUCCUACAUGGGUCAUAUGGGGAAGCAAUGCAGCUUUUUAAGAUGAUGAAGAUGGAAACUGAACCUGAUUCUAUUACUCAUGUGAUGCUCCUGUCUGUAUCUACUCAGUUUGCAGAUAUUUACCUGGGGGGAGAAGUCCAUUGCCACAUAGUAAAGUUAGGAUUUACUAUAGAUUUACGUGUUUGCAAUGCUCUCAUAGAUAUGUACGCCAAAUGUAGCAAGUUGGAGGAUUCUCUGAGAAUUUUUGGGCUCAUGGAUAUAUGUGAUAUAGUUACUUGGAACACGAUUAUCUCUGCAUGCAACCAUCAUCAGGAUUGUUGUUUAGGAUUUCAAAUGAUCAAUGCUAUGAGAAAUGAGGGGCUGGUGCCAGAUGAGGCCUCGUUGUUGGGCAUAUUGCCAAUAUGUUCCUUACUUGCUGCUAAACAGCAGGGGAAAGAGAUACAUGGAUAUAUUUUCAGAUUGGGGUUUGAAUCAAAUGUACCAGUAGGAAACGCACUGAUUGAGAUGUAUUCAAAAUGUGGCAAUCUAAAGGGUGCUGUCGGAGUAUUUGAGCUUAUGAAAGUAAAAGAUGUGGUGACCUGGACUGCAUUAAUCUCUGCUUAUGGGAUGUAUGGUGAGGGGCAGAAAGCAUUGAAAGCUUUCGCACAGAUGGAAGUUGCUGGCAUCCUUCCUGAUCAUGUUGCUUUCAUUGCUAUAAUUUUUGCUUGUAGCCAUUCGGGUAUGGUGGAGGAGGGACUAAAUCUUUUUGACUGCAUGAAGAAUAAGUACAAUAUAGAACCUAGAAUGGAACACUAUGCUUGCACUGUGGAUCUUCUUUCUAGAUCAGGGCAUUUAACUAAGGCAGAGGAUUUUAUCCUCUCAAUGCCGUUGAAGCCGGAUGCAAGCAUAUGGGGAGCUCUACUUAGUGCUUGUCGUGCAAAUGGUAACAUGAAAAUUGCUGAAAGGGUCUCCAAGAGGAUUAUUGAAUUGGAUACAGACAUGACCGGGUAUAAUGUUUUAGUUUCAAACGUGUAUGCCUCAAUGGGGAAGUGGGAACAAGUAAGAUCGGUGCGGAAAUCAAUAAGAUCUAAAGGACUCAAAAAAAGUGCCGGCUGUAGCUGGAUGGAGAUAAAGAAAAGGGUUUAUAUAUUUGGUACAGGGGAUAGAUCCUUCGAACAGUUUGAGGAGGUUUAUCAGUUGCUAGAUAUACUUGGCAGUCUGAUGGCUAAACAAGGCUAUGUUCCUGAUUUGCAAUGUGUCCUGCAUGAUGUUGACGAUGAUGAGAAGGAGGACAUGCUUUGUGGGCACAGCGAAAGGCUAGCGAUAGCAUUUGGUUUGCUAAAUACAGAACCUGGAAGUCCCUUACAGAUAAUGAAGAACCUUAGGGUUUGUGCCGAUUGCCAUACUGUCUCCAAGUAUAUAUCUUCUAUUGUACAAAGAGAAAUUUUAGUGAGAGAUGCAAAUCGCUUCCAUCUCUUCAAAAAUGGAGCUUGUAGCUGUGGUGAUCGAUGGUGAGAGAUCUGCUCAUUUGAUCAGUUAUUUUGCUUGUGCGAGUGAGGAUCAAUAUUUGUUGCCAUGAAUUUUUAACACAAAUUCUCCAGCUGGAGUUUGCUGCUAAGUUUUAUUUUAUCAUAAGAGAAGGCUUGUAUAGUUGGAGGAUUGGAGGCAGAUAAGAAGAAAAGGUUGGGAGGACUUCCUUUGGCAGAUUGCUUAUCAAGUUUAUCAAGGAGAAUAUAUCCUUAAAAAAGACAGGUGUAGGGAAUGCUCAUUGAAGACGCAGUGCAGAGACUUUGGGUACAGCAUAGGGCAUGCAGAUAGACAUGAGAAAUGUGCCAGCCUUUGAGUUGGAGAUUCUUUUCAGUCCCUAUGAGAUGCAGGCCAUGGCAGAGUCCAAAGAGAUAGAAAUAUGGAAAGGAGGGUGGGCCAAAGGCUGGAAUCUAUUAGGUGAAACAGUUUGUAGCAUUGCCAAUGUGGAUGAGCAUUUUGAGCAGUGAAUUUGCAGCAAGAGCAUCCCCUGGAGAAGAGUUAGGACUACUACAUCUUAUUCACAGUACUUGCAUUUUAACUUGAAUGUUUUUUCACGUAAAUCUGGAUUGGCAUUUGCAAAAUUUCUUAUGCAAAACCUUACACAAUUAGUGAAAAGUGGGGUAACAUAGGGAUGGAUGGAUCGUUCUACAAACUGUAAAGUAAUAAACAGGUUGGGUGAGUGAUUAUCCAGUUAAAUACUUAUCUCUCAUGGAGGAGAAAGUGGUUUUCUUUAGUUUACAGUUUGACGAAGCAUUCCUCCGAGAUUACUAGACGAACAAAACAGCUAUCAUAGGAGUAUUUGGACGGACAUUACGACCAGCAAAGAGAAAUGACAAAACAAUAUCAAGUCUAUAUUCAUGAGAAGCAGUCAGACAAAACUAGGCAUGUGAAUUCACGCAUAUGCAACCAUUGGGAAACAGUCCAAUGAUGUGGUCUGCUCUAACACAGUAACUGAUGACAGGAGUUUUGUGGAUGAUGUAUCGAAGACAGAUGAGU